AUGAAACUCUCCGGCAUAUUCCAGAAACCACCGCCUCGUUAUGUCGUGGCUAGCAUUCUGUGCUCCCUCGGGGGUUUUCUCUUCGGAGUUGACACCGCAAUUAUCGGUCCUGUGACUGUGAUGGACUCGUUCACCGGGGCUUUCGGCCAUCCGAGUCCCACGCUUCAUGGGCUGAUUGUAUCUUCGAUCCUUAUUCCUGCCGCCAUCUCCUCGUUUUUAGCUGGCCGUGUUGCUGAUGUUCUGGGUCGGCCCCCAGCAAUUGCUAUCGGGUCUGCUAUAUUUGGCCUUGGCGCCGCGAUUGAGGCCGCUGCCGUUCACCUUGGCAUGUUUGUUGCUGGCCGAGUAGUAGCAGGUAUUGGCGAGGGCCUUUACUUGGGCACAUUGGUCGUAUCUGUUAAAAUUGUUUCCACCCUCUCCUGGCGUCUACCAUUUAUACUCCUUGCUUCUUACUCUGCUACAUUUGCCGUUGUUGCAUACGUGUUCCUACCCCCUUCUCCGAGAUGGCUAGCUGCGACCUACGGCCAAAACACGACAGCGAUUGAUGCAGCCUGGGAUCGUUUGGGUGUUUUGCAUGCUGAUCGAGAAGUUAUGCCGUCAAACCAAGAGGAAGAACACAAGAAAAGGUCCAAGACACUUGACGUCUUUUCUGCCGAAGCUAGACCAGGCUUCCUUCUAGCUAUCUUCCUCAUGGGUAUGCAACAGCUGAGUGGAAUUGAUGGUGUUCUAUAUUACGCCCCUUUACUAUUCCAACAAGCUGGUCUCACUUCCGCAGGUGAUACCUUCCUUGCAUCAGGCGUAUCAGCUAUUGUUAUUUGUGCAGUUACAAUUCCGGCUACGAUCUGGGCUGAUAGCUGGAGCCGACGCCGAAACACAAUAUAUGGCGGACUUGGAAUGGCCACAACCAUGUUUAUUAUUGGCGGGUUAUAUGCUGGAGAUGCAGUACAUUCCUAUGGUGCCGGACGCUGGGUGGUUAUCAUCUCUAUUUACCUCUACACGGUCAUAUUUUCUAUCUCUUGGGCGGUUGCUGUGAAAAUAUAUGCCGCCGAAAUCCAGCCACAGAGAACUAGAGCAAGCGCUACAAGCCUUGCCCAUGGAAGUAAUUGGAUCACAAACUUCCUCGUUGCCCUUGUGACACCGACCCUACUCGCAAAUACUAGCUACGGUGCCUAUUUCCUCUUCGGAAGUUGUACCUUUGCCACAGCCAUAGUUUGUUGGUUCUUUAUGCCAGAAACGCGCGGCCGUACAUUGGCCGAAAUACAACAGGCUCUUCACACCAGUCGGUCUAGUGGAGUUGACACUCCUGCAAAAACACUCUGGAGAAGACUACGAAGAGCCCCUGCUAUUACGGUGACGAGAAAUUGA
Molecule: messenger RNA, 1362 nt
Organism: Trichophyton benhamiae CBS 112371
Lineage: Eukaryota; Fungi; Ascomycota; Eurotiomycetes; Onygenales; Arthrodermataceae
Exons: 4
Coding region: 1-1362 (453 amino acids)
Biological process (GO): carbohydrate transport; transmembrane transport
Cellular component (GO): membrane
Molecular function (GO): carbohydrate:proton symporter activity
Source: RefSeq, a predicted model, not a curated record